Belonocnema kinseyi is the source of this 1965-nucleotide messenger RNA. It is a transcript of the gene Rab27, whose product is annotated as ras-related protein Rab-27A. The transcript is spliced from 5 exons. The record is from RefSeq and is a predicted model, not a curated record. Gene Ontology annotation, cellular component: melanosome; secretory granule. Gene Ontology annotation, molecular function: GTPase activity; GTP binding. Gene Ontology annotation, biological process: positive regulation of exocytosis; melanosome transport. Lineage: Eukaryota; Metazoa; Arthropoda; Insecta; Hymenoptera; Cynipidae. Bases 455 to 1084 code for a protein of 209 amino acids.
UGUACGCAAAGUGUACGGUGCGGUUUUCUUUAAAUAAACCUUUAAGUUUUUAACAAAAAAUUGAUUAUUUUACAGUCCGAAUAAAUUUUACAACAAAAAAUUAGUUCUUGAUGUUCCGCAAUUUGAAAUAAGUGUUCUUAUUCAAUAAUUCUAUUGUUUGCAAAUUGAAAACUGUAAACGUAGGCAACAGGUGUCUCGUACAUUUUUAAGUGUUUCUUUUUAUAGACUGAAACUCGUUUUUUUUUAAUGAGUUUCUUUGUUACUUUAGUUUAAUUUUAAUUAUUUAUUCGAAUUUUGGAAUUUUCCUGAGAUGGAAGUGUGGAAAUAUGUGAAAAUAAUGUUUUAGUUUUUAUGUUUUUUUCUUUAAAUUGACACAAUUAAGAUAAUUAUAAUUAUUAUUUGACUCGCGUUUAUUUUAUCACUUCUGCCCUCGAUCGUUUUGUGCUGCCGGGAAAUGGAUUACGAUUAUUUGUUGAAGUUUCUGGCUCUUGGAGACUCAGGCGUUGGUAAAACGAGUUUUCUUUAUCAAUAUACCGAUGGGGUUUUCCAUUCCAGAUUCGUAUCUACUGUGGGAAUUGAUUUUAGGGAGAAAAGAGUGACUUAUGAAACAACAAAUGGUAAAAAACAGCGAGUGCAUCUGCAGCUUUGGGAUACGGCUGGCCAAGAAAGGUUUCGUAGCUUGACGACAGCCUUCUACAGAGAUUCAAUGGGUUUUUUUCUCCUCUUCGAUUUAACCAAUGAGCAGUCUUUUCUUGACGUUCGAAAUUGGCUUGAUCAACUCAGGAAUCAUGCAUAUUGUGAAACUCCAGACAUAAUACUUUGUGGAAAUAAAUCAGAUUUAGAAGAUAGACGAGUUAUCAGCGAAGCAAAAGGGCGGGAGUUGGCGGAAAAAUACGACUUAGUCUAUUUAGAAACGAGUGCAUCAACUGGACAAAAUGUGGCAAGAGCUGUAGAAAUUCUAUUAGAUCGAGUGAUGCGUAGAAUGGAAUCUACAAUGGAUCGGUCCUUACUUCCUCAUCAACGAGUUUUGAGAUGUCACGAGCAUGAAGUUCCAAGAAGUAAAAAAAAAUUCUGUUCUUGUUAAUGCAAUAUGUCAUUUACAAGCAGAAGAUUUCUCUUAUGGUAUAUACUUGUAUAAGAAUAAUUUAUUUAUAAAGAGUACAUAAUCUAAAUUGUAUCUUGAUUCUUGAAACAUCAAGGUGAUAGAAACAAAUUAUUCGGCAAGGUAGUAAUUCAAGUAUUCUGGUGUAUUUUGAUUGCUCACGCAAUGAAAAAGGCAAUUUCCUUAUCCUGUUUUGUCCUUGCAUAUCGUAAAUUGAAUCAAAUGUGUAUAAUCAAGAAAGAUUGUUUUUAGUUUUUGCAGCUUUCAAACUUUUAGUUUAGGUUUAGAAAAAAUUGUCAGUUUUAUUCAAAUUUGCGAAUUAGGGUAGUACCAAAAAAAUGUUGCAAUUUUGUUCUCUAAUCUACCCCCAAGAAUUUCGUAUCUAAUGUCUCCUGAAUUAUAAAACAAUAUUCAGGAUUCUCUUCAGCCCACUUUCUUAAAAAAACUAUCCUUUUUAAAUUGCUGAUGCUAAUUGAUUAUUUUACUGUGAAAUAUAAAAUGGUAGAAUACAUUUAUUCCAAACUGGAAAAAUUCAUUAACUGCAGUUAAAAAAAGCAAUUUUCUAAAAAAAGGGACUUGAGACACACCCACAUUCUUUUUAUUCAAAACCAAAAUCUAGUGGACAUUGCGACACAAAAAUAAAAUUAUUUUAGGAAGCCAUUUCAGAAAGCAAAUUAUAACGUUUUUUGGAUCUCCCUAUUGUAGAUAUUAUAUUACUUAAUGACAAUAAUUUAUUAAGAGUAUAUUAGCAUGAGUUAAGGAUUGUUAUAUGUAAUGAAACGUUCCAAGUCCUAUCACAUAUUGAUAUAUAGUUUUGUUUCUUUGUAACAAUGAAAAUAAAGAAAAAAAACGUUUGUAAAGUA